Messenger RNA from Nicotiana tabacum (common tobacco), 1686 nucleotides. Lineage: Eukaryota; Viridiplantae; Streptophyta; Magnoliopsida; Solanales; Solanaceae. The record is from RefSeq and is a predicted model, not a curated record.
UGUGAAAAUUAUCCAGACAAUAUUUGUGUUUGUUUGUAGCUGCAGUUUUAUGCCCCUAGCGUGGGUACACUUGUAUGGUAUCUAUGCUGGUGGGGGUAGCAGGUACCCGGUGCAAUAGCAAAGGUGUGCGCAAGCUGACUCAGAUACCACCGUCAUAAAAUAAAUUAUGCAGACAAUAUUUGGGUUUGUCUGCCUCUAUUGAAGAAGGAGAAUUGUAUAAAGACAGUAUACAAGUGUGUUUUGAUGAUUGUGAUACUUGGUAGAUAACUGUGCUUGAGUCUGUAAUCUCUUCUGACACCAUCUUGGUGUGUUGUUUAAUGAAAUACUAUUGAUUUAUCAGCAAAUAUUGAUCAUGAUUUAGCUUGAUUAAUGGGAUAUAUUAGUUGCAAGUUGUUUUUUCCUAUUACUGAUUGCAAUGUGAAUAAGGUCCAAUUUUGGAAAAGUAAAUACUAGCUAGUUUAUUGGUGUCUACUUGUGGAUUGCCAUGUUGGCGGAAGUGAAUUCCUUAUUGAGUACCCUCCUUUUGCUGCCAAUGGAAACUGAAGAGUUCAGGUCUUUAAUAGAUUAUGAAUUAAUGCGUUGUGGAUAAUACACUAUAAAAUUCGACAAUGAAGUGAUGAACCUUACAGCUCUAUAUUUAAAUCUAAGCUAUACGACAUAUAGUUUAACAGCGGGUUGCCAUUCGUGCACGACCAGUCGUACCAUGCUAGAUGUCAUCUUUAUUCAUGUUUCAACCUAGUAUAUUUGUCAGCUUCUUAUUCUACAUAUUAUCUUUUCCUAUGUGCUUGUAUAUCCAUCAAUUGCUAAUUUGAAUCUAUAUGUUUCCAGUGACAGAGAAAUUCCAUCUUCCAAUCUUGAUUUGCAUGUUGCUCAUUGCUCCCGGAAACUUGAAAAAUGUAAAAUCUGUGGGGAUAUGGUUCCAAAAAAACAUGCAGAAGAACAUUUCUUGAGCACUCAUGCUGCAGUCUUCCCACCUUUUCUGCUUCUACCAGUCUGUUCUGUUUUACAGGAACAUUCUUUUCCCACUUCGUCAUGCGAGAGAAUGGAGCGUGAGGUGUUAACUGUUCACAAAGGUGAAAAUUGCCCACAAAGGAUUGUGACAUGCCAGUAUUGCGAGUUUCCUUUACCUGCAAUUGAUUUAUUUAAGCAUCAGGAAGUUUGUGGGAAUAGAACAGAACUCUGUCAUCUGUGUAGCAGAUAUAUUAGGCUCCAUGAAAGAGAUGACCAUGAGAGUAGAUGCAAUGGAGGCACAAAUAUCGUUGCGGAAUCCUCCAGGAACAUUAGUCCAGCUGAGAGAGAUCGUGGUGCUCCUAGAAGGCAGCCACAUGAAUUUUCCAAGAAGCGGCUUCUAUUUACAAUUGCAAUAACGGGCGUUGCUGUUUUGUUUGGCUCGCUCAUCUUCCAGAGGAAAGUUGAAAACAGUCAAGUGCCCUAGCAGCUUUACUGUAAUCCGUUAACUGAUUGUUUAUCUUACUAUCAGAUCUGCGUUUACAAUUCCUAAUGUACCUAAAAGCAAUUAACAUGCAAAUCAAAGAUGAGUUCCACUAAUAUAUGAACAGAUAUGGUUGUAUGUACAGUUGAAGCUGAUCAAAAUAAUGUAAUUGCCUUCUUGAAAACAUCCCAUCCAUCACAAAAAGAACUACUCUUCUAGAGCUAUGGAAUGCAAUGAUUUAUUUGGAGUCACAA